GAAAAUAGUAAGUUAUUUUCAAAUGGAUUUCAGGAUGGGAGUAGAGGUGUGGUUGUUGGUGGCUGGAGUAGUGAUGGCAGCUUGGGCAUACUCCCGCUGGCGCCACAGCUACUGGUCGUCUCGAGGAGUCUCAACCCCUCCUUAUCUUCCCUUCCUCGGACAUUUGCACAAGCUUUUAUCGUUAUCUCAGACUCGAUGGCGUUAUGUCGAUGAGGUGUAUCACAAGUAUGGAGGUUCAACACUCAGUGGACUGUAUGAGCUGUUUCGUCCUGUUCUCAUGAUUGGCGAUCCUGACCUACUCAAAAACAUCUUCGUUAAGGAUUUUGAUCAUUUCGUGGACCGUCGAAAGUUUCUAGCUGAAGAAGGAAGCAUUUCAAACAUAAUGCUGAGUAACAUGACCGGAGAUGAGUGGAAGACUCUCCGGGGGAUCAUGAGUCCCACUUUCACGUCCGGCAAGAUGCGCUCCAUGUUUCCUCUGAUCUGUGAGAAGGCCGAUGCUCUUGUUUCUUUUUCUCUUAAAGAAGCAGCUAACAAACCUUUUGUUGACAUGAAGGUAAACUUUGGAAGGUUUACUAUGGAUACUAUUGCUUCCUGUGCUUUUGGUAUUGAAUGUAAUUCUUUUAAGAGCGAGGUGCCAGAAUUUUCCAAAUAUGCAGAAAUGUUUUUUAAUUUUUCCUUUUUAAGGAUCCUAAAAUUUACUCUUUUUAACAUGUUCCCGACGAUCGGUAAUGCCCUGAGAAUCAAAAUAGAUUCACCAGCCAUAAAAUAUUUUUCGAAUGUUGUAGAAGAGACAAUUGCAGCCAGAAAUGCAGGACAAAGACGGGGUGAUUACUUGGACUUGCUCUUGGACGCUCGAGCUGGUGUUAGCCAUCCCAUUAUUACUGACACAUCAACUGUCCCACACAACCAGUCCACCACUACCCAGGACCGUACUGCCCAGGAGACCAACCACGACUCUUCUGUCACUAACGUUAACAACAUUCCCAUCACUCAGUCUAAGCAAGUGUUGACCAACAAAAGUAUCGUGGCACAGAGUGUGUUGUUCCUUAUUGCUGGCUACGACACCACGGCGUCUACUCUCGCCUUCUCAUCAUUCCUACUGGCCAAGCAUCCCAUACAUCAGCAGCGUCUCCGUGAGGAGAUAAAGCAGAUUAUCCAUGAAUAUGGUGAUAUUACCUACGAGGGCAUCAUGGAAGCCAAAUUCCUCGACGCUUGUCUCAUGGAAACUCUGAGACUCUACCCUCCCGCCACCUUCGGGGAACGCCAGUGUACCAGAACCUUCAAAAUACCUGGCACUGAAGUAACUCUGCAUCCCGGCGACGUGGUGACUGUCCCGUUCUGGAGUCUGCACCACGACCCUCGCUACUGGCCACAACCCGAGGAGUUUCAGCCAGACCGCUUCCUGCCGGAAAACAAAUCCAACUCCCCCAGCUUCACUCACAUACCCUUUGGAAUGGGACCUAAAAACUGCAUAGGUAUGCGUUUUGCCCUGAUGGAGGCCAAGGUGGCUCUUGCUAAGCUGCUGCUAGCAGCAGAAAUACACCUUGACAAGAACCACACGGAGCUGAAGAUUGAUAGAUCUCCGUUCCUUUUGAGACCAGAAGAAGGCGUCAAUCUAGUAUUAACGCCAAUCACCAGUAACACAUAUGGCUAAAAUUAACCCACAACAAUGUGAAUUGUACCAUCAACAGACGACGAUAAACAUUCCAAUUACGUCGUUAUGCCUUGGUUCACUAUGUGUAAAUUUACAUUGCUAUAUCGUUUUUUAAACUGCUAGUGGGUUUAAAUAAAUUGUAGGGAAUAUUUGUACCAACUUUGUUAAACUUUACCUUUUACCAGUAUUACAACCCGGGAGUUCAAAAGGCCUGUUAUCCUGGGUGUAAAGGGAGCAAAAUAAACACAGCAGAAAAUU
Messenger RNA from Cherax quadricarinatus, 1912 nucleotides. NCBI's taxonomy places the organism in Eukaryota, Metazoa, Arthropoda, Malacostraca, Decapoda, Parastacidae. The record is from RefSeq and is a predicted model, not a curated record.